GAGCCACCGUCCUUUUUACCCUGCCUUGCGGCGGCUCCGCCCUUUACCAUCAUGGACGACUCAGAGGUGGAGUCGACCGCCAGCAUCUUGGCCUCUGUGAAGGAACAAGAGGCCCAGUUUGAGAAGCUGACCCGGGCGCUAGAGGAGGAACGGCGCCACGUCUCGGCGCAACUGGAACGCGUCCGGGUCUCACCACAAGAUGCCAACCCACUCAUGGCCAACGGCACCCUCACCCGUCGGCAUCAGAACGGCCGGUUUGUGGGCGAUGCUGACCUUGAGAGACAGAAAUUUUCAGAUCUGAAACUCAACGGACCCCAGGAUCACAGUCAUCUUCUCUAUAGUACCAUCCCCAGAAUGCAGGAGCCAGGGCAGAUUGUGGAAACCUAUACAGAGGAGGAUCCUGAAGGGGCCAUGUCAGUUGUGUCUGUAGAGACGUCUGAUGAUGGGACCACUCGGCGCACUGAGACCACAGUCAAGAAAGUAGUGAAGACUGUGACAACACGGACAGUCCAGCCAAUCCCUAUGGGACCAGAUGGGCUGCCUGUGGAUGCCUCCUCGGUUUCAAACAACUAUAUUCAGACUCUGGGACGUGACUACCGCAAGAAUGGCAAUGGGGGACCUGGUCCCUAUGUGGGGCAGGCAGGCACUGCUACCCUUCCCAGGAACUUCCACUACCCUCAUGAUGGAUACGGCCGCCACUAUGAAGAUGGAUAUCCAGGUGGCGGUGACAACUACGGCAGUCUGUCUCGAGUGACCCGCAUUGAUGAGCGGUACAGGCCCAGCAUGGAGGGCUACCGGGCACCUAGUAGGCAGGAUGUCUACGGCCCCCAGCCCCAGGUGCGGGUGGGUGGGAGCAGCGUGGAUCUACAUCGCUUUCAUCCAGAGCCUUAUGGGCUUGAAGAUGACCAGCGUAGCAUGGGUUAUGAUGACCUGGAUUAUAUCCCUCAGGCAGAGCGUUACCAGGAGGCACCACCCACCGUUGCCAACAAUACUGGGCCACAUGCUGCCAGCUGCUUUGGGGCCAAGAAGGGUAAAGAUGAGUGGUUCUCCAGAGGGAAAAAACCAACAGAGGAUCCAGCAAAUGAUGCUGUGGACUUCCCUAAAAGAACCACUCCUGCUCGAGGCUACGAGCUCUUGUUUCAACCAGAGGUAGUUCGGAUAUACAUUUCACUCCUCAGGGAAAGCAAGACUCCUGCCAUCCUAGAAGCCUCGGCUGGAGCUAUCCAGAACUUGUGUGCUGGACGCUGGACUUAUGGUCGAUAUAUCCGUUCAGCUCUACGUCAGGAGAAGGCUCUCUCUGCCAUAGCUGAUCUCCUGACCAAUGAACAUGAGAGAGUAGUGAAAGCUGCAUCGGGAGCACUGAGAAAUCUGGCUGUGGACGCUCGCAACAAAGAACUGAUCGGUAAACAUGCUAUUCCUAACUUGGUAAAGAAUCUACCAGGAGGGCAGCAGAGCCCUUCCCGGAAUUUCUCGGAGGAUACUGUGGUCUACAAGAAACCUGAUCGGGAAGAAAUUCAGAUGAGCAGUAUGGGAUCAAACACAAAAUCAUUAGAUAACAACUAUUCCACACUUAAUGAGAGAGGGGACCACAACAGGACACUGGAUCGAUCUGGGGACUUAGGGGAUAUGGAGCCAUUAAAGGGAGCACCCUUGAUGCCAGACGAGGGGCAGGAAUCUCUGGAUGAAGAAUUGGAUGUGUUGGUUUUGGAUGAUGAGGGGGACCAAAUGUCUUACCCCCCCAUGCAGAAGAUUUAG
Messenger RNA from Elephantulus edwardii (Cape elephant shrew), 1755 nucleotides. RefSeq names its product catenin (cadherin-associated protein), delta 1 (gene CTNND1). Gene Ontology annotation, cellular component: nucleus; cytoplasm; plasma membrane. NCBI's taxonomy places the organism in Eukaryota, Metazoa, Chordata, Mammalia, Macroscelidea, Macroscelididae. The coding region runs from base 52 to 1755 and encodes 567 amino acids. The record is from RefSeq and is a predicted model, not a curated record. The transcript has 14 exons. Gene Ontology annotation, molecular function: cadherin binding. Gene Ontology annotation, biological process: cell-cell adhesion; cell-cell junction assembly.